Messenger RNA from Caretta caretta (loggerhead turtle), 4053 nucleotides. Its product is annotated as gonadotropin-releasing hormone II receptor-like. Gene Ontology annotation, biological process: cellular response to hormone stimulus; G protein-coupled receptor signaling pathway. Gene Ontology annotation, cellular component: plasma membrane. NCBI's taxonomy places the organism in Eukaryota, Metazoa, Chordata, Testudines, Cheloniidae. The record is from RefSeq and is a predicted model, not a curated record. Gene Ontology annotation, molecular function: G protein-coupled receptor activity; protein-hormone receptor activity; peptide binding.
CUCCUCUUGUGCAUAGACCAAGCGCUGUAACAGCUCCCAGCCACCCUGCCAGCUCUCUGCAUCUCCUCUUUACUGGGAGGCAGAUCUGCAUCAUGCGGACUGCUGGCUACAUGCAGCAGAGGAGCAGGCUGACAUUUCUGGCACUGGCAAAUAGAGAGGAAACGGUUUUCCUUUCCCUUAAGGGCAUGCGGAUACCAGGGAAUGCCUGAAGAACGGGACCUUAUGACUCCUCCUCAGUCAGCUGAUGUCGUGGAUGAAAACCUCUCUGCUUCCGACUGCCCCGAGCCCUGGAUCGAACCUACUUUCACCCUAGCAGCCAGGGUCCGUGUGAUUGUCACCAUCUGCUUUUUCUUGAUAGCAGCAUGCAGCAACUCAGUUGUGUUAUAUAGCAUCAUGAGGAAGAGAAGGAAGUCCCAUGUCCGGCUGCUGAUACUGAGCUUAACAGUGGCAGAUUUACUGGUGACCUUCACGGUCAUGCCCCUGGAUGCUGUGUGGAAUGUGACAGUCCAGUGGUACGCCGGGGACCUGCCCUGUAAAUUGCUGAACUUCCUCAAGCUCUUUGCCAUGUACUCUGCAGCGCUGGUGCUUGUGGUUAUCAGCAUAGACCGGCACUCAGCCAUCCUCCAUCCCUUUGCCUUCGCUAAUUCCAGUCGACGCAACAGACUCAUGUUAUAUGUUGCUUGGGUCAUGAGCCUUCUGCUGGCCUCGCCCCAGCUUUUUCUUUUUCACCUGCACACUGCCCCGGGUGUCAAUUUUACCCAGUGUGUGACACAUGGAAGUUUCCAAGAGCACUGGGAAGAAAUCCUCUACAACAUGUUCACCUUCACCACCCUCUAUGUCGCCCCACUGAGCGUCAUGAUUGUCUGCUACAUCCGCAUCAUCUGGGAAAUCAGCAAGCAACUGAAGAUCAACAAGGGUCUAGCAAGAAGCAAAAACAACCACAUCUCCAAGGCGCGAAUGAAGACCCUGAAGAUGACCAUUGUGAUAGUUGCCUCCUUCAUUAUCUGCUGGACCCCAUAUUACCUCCUGGGCCUGUGGUACUGGUUCCAGCCAGACAUGAUUCAAAGCAUGCCGGAGUACAUCAACCACAGUCUCUUUCUCUUUGGCUUGCUACACACGUGCACCGAUCCUAUCAUUUACGGACUCUACACUCCUUCCUUCCGAGAGGAUAUGAAGGCGUGCCUUAGAGGAAUAGAAACAGUAAUUACAGGGCAGGAGAGAAACAAACUGAUGUCCAGUUCUGAGAUGAACAUAAAGGACUACAUUAUAAAUGGCGGAGCAGCUUCGGGCGCUUCCAACGGCACAAUCAUCCACACGGUCUGCUAAAGAAAAGCAUCCGGCAGGAGAAAAGGAACUCUGUGUGUUCUUGAUCAGGGGCAUUGUGUUGGCCAGUAGCUCCUAUUACGGUGACUGCCUGGGAAGUACAGUACUAAUGCUGGCAUGUCGUUCAGUCACCCGCCCCUCCUGAAUUAGGUUUGAAUGGAACAGUCACCAGAAAUUAGUAACUUCUGCGGCUUCUGCCGCACUCAUGCUGAGUAUCACCGUGCUCUCCAAGGGGUCCCAUUGAUUCCCCCUUAUUCCAGGCCUGGGCCCUUGUGCUCUGCUUCCGAGGACCCCUUGGGACCAUGGGAGAGACUCAGAGAGGGGCUGGUGUCCUGCUACUCCACCAGCUCUGUAGAAGUCUUUUGCACAUAUCCUGUUCCCCACGGGCUGGUUCCACCCCCUUUAUAGCCUUUUCAUGCUGCUCUUGGGCCAGGUGCAACCUACUGUGAUGGAUUCUAGAAUUCAGUAUCUGCCAGCCCCCUGCUGCCAACCACUGGUUUUCUGGAAAUAUACGUUGACUUCUAAAAAAUAUAGAGGAACGGCCAGAUUGGCAAAAGAGCAUCCUUUCCUUUUUGCCUUGGUGGGAUCAUUCAUGGGGCUAACGGUACUCAGCUGCGGAGGUGUUUGCAGAACAGGCUCACGGGCCGGGCGGUUCUCACGGUGACUUCCAUGACAAAAAUGAGACGUUUCAGGUUUUGUCAUACAAAGUCUUGGUCUUGUCUUCCCGGCCAGCCUGCUCCUGACAUCACCUCCUCCGUGAACUUCUACUCAGCUGUCCCGUAUUAAAAGCUACUCACAUGACUCAGUACGUACCAGGCACCAGCCCUAAUUCUUCCACUGUCAUUCCUGUGACUGUUUUGAAUCCCUGGAAAGGGAGCUUGUGCUUGUUUGGUACUUUCUGAUAUAUGUAAGGUGGAAAUAAACGGUCAGUGGAUUGUUCAUGGGAAACCCUUAGCUGUGUCCAUGCCAUGCACCGGCACCGGGAACUCUGAGUUACGUUCACCUUUUAAUUGACAUGAUUACAAAUCAGAUAUGCCAAUGUGGGUAUUUUAAUAGCUUGUGGACAUAUGGUUUCCUGCCUGAUCAGUGCAGAGUACCAAUGUAGUUCAUCCCUGUUUAACCUUAAUACAGCGGAAGCCAUAAUAUGCCCUCACAUUUGGGCCCAGUGAUGCAGAAGGUUCCUGGAGCUUAAACUCCUCUUCUGGCCAAAUCUGGCAUUCCCUCCAGAAGCAAAACUCCCUGAGGUGGGAGUUUGGUCUGGGCAAAGACUGAAGGAUCAGCCCCUGGUUGUUUAGUUGUUGUCUGCAUUAAAGGAUAUGGUAAUCAAGAAAAGAGAGACACAACCCCCUCAUUGAAAGUCUGUGUCAAAAACCCAGUCCAAACUCUUCCUUCUGCAGCCCUAGGCGGUCACAAAGUGGGGAUUGCCACCUUGGCUUUACAGAGAGCUCCGCCGUCUACACUUGCAGUUUAACUAGUUUAAGACAAAGGCUGCUGUGGCCGUUGAUUAGCUGUGUCGAAGGCAGCACCCCCCAGGAGAUUCAAAGUAGACCAAGACAGGAAGAGCUGCGCCCUUAGCCAUUCUGGGGAAUGAAUAGCUUCACCUCCCACAGCCCCAUAUUUUGCUGCCUUGGUGUAAAUUUUUUAACUGUGACCCUGGAAAUGGAGGUUGAUGAUUCGCAAGCUAAUGGGCUUCAGACUAGGGCUGUCAAUUAAUCGCCGUUAACUCACACGAUUAACUCAAAAAAAUUAAUCAUGAUUAAAAAAAUUAAUUGCGAUUAAUCACAGUUUUAAUUGCCCUGUUAAACAAUAGACCACCGACUGAACCUUAUUAAAAUUUUGAAUGUUUUUGUACAUUUUCAUAUUAUUGUAUUCUGUGUUGUAAUUGGACUGUAAAAAAGUGUAUAUUAUUUUUGAUUACAAAUAUUUGCACUGGAAAAAUGAUAAACAAAAGAAAUAGUAUUUUUCAAUUCACCUCAUACAAGAACUGUAGUGCAAUCUCUGUCGUGAGCGUAAUUUACAAACGUAGAUUUUUUUUUUUGUUACAUAACUGCACUCAAAAACAAAACAAUGUAAAACUUCAGAGCCUACAACUCCACUCAGUCCUACUUCUUGUUCAGCCAAUCGCUAAGACAAACAAGUUGGUUUACAUUUACAGGAGAUAAUGCUACUUUCAUCUUAUUUACAAUGUCACCAGAAAGUGAGAACAGGCAUUUGCAUUGCACUUUUGUAGCUGGCAUUCAUUGAAUAAUAGAAGAUUAGGGUUGGCAGAGACCUCAGGAGGUCAUCUAGUUCAACCCCCUGCAAAUGGAAUCAUGUCUGGGAAGUGGUUCGAGCACACCUGUUCUCUAACCUAGUUGCAAACAUUGUUUCCGUGUGUAGUGUAGGCUGAACCUUGGUGGUGGUUUGUCAGUUGUUUGAAGUCUUGGUCAGAUCAGGCUUUGAGACAGCCUAAGAAACACUUCUACAGUCCAGUCUACCAUGCAAACUGGAAUCACAUCCAAACCAGAAACAAACCUAGAUUCACUCCGCUCCUGGGCCUCUCUCCAGUCUCACAUUUUCUGUGCUUAUGUCAAUUACAAGUAAAACUCUAGCACAUUGUGGGCACUUUCGCAGCCCCUCGGUGCCAUCUGCCAGGCCGGGCUUUCAAUAGGGAAGGAUGCUGGCAGCUGAUCGAGAGCACACCCGACCACAGAUUGCUUGUUUGUACAGACCAAAUGUUCAGCAUAACCC